AUGAUGCCUAUCAUUUUUCCAUUGAAAGUAUCUAUCUGUAUAUCAUUUCUGAGGUUUCGGUUGAAUUGCGAAUGCAGGGUUGACAUUUCGCGCCACGCCCAAUCGGCAUUGUUCUUGUCCAGAAAGAACUAUGAAAAGGCUUUGAAAUUCGGCAAGGAAGAGCGGUUUUCUGAUUACGUCCAGAAGGUCGAGAGAAGUGAAGAAAUUUUCUCUGCGCGCAGGUGA
Messenger RNA from Cylicocyclus nassatus, 225 nucleotides. The record is from the annotation of a GenBank genome assembly. NCBI's taxonomy places the organism in Eukaryota, Metazoa, Nematoda, Chromadorea, Rhabditida, Strongylidae.